Messenger RNA from Vigna unguiculata (cowpea), 1236 nucleotides. Its product is annotated as GDSL esterase/lipase At1g28590-like. Gene Ontology annotation, molecular function: hydrolase activity, acting on ester bonds. NCBI's taxonomy places the organism in Eukaryota, Viridiplantae, Streptophyta, Magnoliopsida, Fabales, Fabaceae. The record is from RefSeq and is a predicted model, not a curated record.
GCGGAAAAGCACAUUCUGAAAAUGAGGUCUUUCUGGGAACAGCGAUGGAUUACAAUAGCAGUGGUAACUGUAGCAUUUGUGAUAGCUACCUCACAUUCAGAAUCACCACCCUUAUUAGUGGCGUCGCCGCCGUGUCCAUUCAACUCCAUCUUCAGUUUCGGCGAUUCUCUUGCUGACACUGGCAAUUUGUAUCUCGCUUCCCACCCUGCUUCUAAACCAUGCUUCCUUCCUCCCUACGGCGAAACCUUCUUUCACCAUGUCUCUGGACGCUGCUCCGAUGGCCGCCUCAUCAUCGAUUUCAUUGCUGAAUCAUUGGGACUUCCAUUGGUGAAAGCUUAUAUGGGAAAUAAGAAUGGCGACGGAGGAGCCAAUUUUGCUGUGAGUGGAGCGACGGCUUUGGAGCCCAGCUUCUUUGAAGAGAGGGGUUUUUCUGUCCCAACCAAUUAUUCUUUGACACUUCAAUUGAAUUGGUUCAAGGAAUUGCUACCUUCUCUCUGCAAUUCUUCCACAGAUUGUGGUAAAGUUUUUGAGAACUCAUUAUUUCUUAUGGGUGAAAUUGGAGGAAACGAUGUAAAUUAUCUUUUCUUUCAACGAAAGAGCAUAGCAGAGGUUAAAACAUAUGUUCCACAUGUGAUCAAUGCAAUAGCUUCAGCUAUCCAUGAGUUAAUUGGUGUAGGAGCUCACACACUUAUUGUUCCAGGGAAGUUACCAAUUGGAUGUAGUGUAAUUUUUUUAACUAUUUAUGAGACCCUAGAUGAGAAGCAGUAUGACCAAAGUGGGUGUUUGAAGUGGUUAAACAAGUUUGCUGAAUAUUACAACAGUGAACUUCAGAAUGAAUUAGACAAGCUUCGAGCAAUUCAUCCUCAUGCUAAUAUAAUAUACGGUGAUUAUUACAAUGCUGCAUUGCCUUUAUAUCGUGACCCCACAAAGUUUGGAUUUACUAGUCUUAAAGCCUGUUGUGGAAAAGGAGGUUCAUACAAUUUCAAUGAAUUAGUAAAGUGUGGUGAUCCAAGCGUGAAUGUUUGUCAUAAUUCGUCUGAGUAUAUUGGAUGGGAUGGAAUUCAUUUGACUGAAGCUGCAUAUAAAUUAAUCGCUCAAACUUUUGUAAAAGGACCAUAUUCUCAACCUCAAUUUAGUUCGUUGUGUUUAUCUAAUGCAAAUUUUAAUUAUUUCAGUAGCUAAAUUUUUUGUUUUGUUUUAAAGUGAGAAGUUCAAUGUAGCUAUUAUAAUAUACAC